AUGGCGUGGUACUCCAUUCUCCCACCGGAGCUCACCCACCUCGAGAUCUGGGCAGCUCGCAUCUUUUUCGUCCUCGGCCUCAUCACCAUCGGCCCUUGGGCCUUCCUCGUACUCCUCGAUGCGACCCUAUGGCUAUAUCGAAUGAUUCUCUGGGAAUUCCCUCGGAUCGGCGGACGCGCACGUGGUCGACAACGUCCUCGCGCGCCGACCUUGAACGAACGGCCGGGCGGGCAGAAAAGGGCGUUUGGGCUGCGCGGUGUGGAGACCGAGAAUGGUGAUAGCGAGGGAGCCGAUCAAGAUGAUAUAUCAAAUUCCGCGGGGUCGGGGUGUCGCGAUAACGCUCACAAGGAGAAUGUGAGCCCUGUUCAAAGAUCGAGUUCACAAUCGAGUGGGGAAUGA
Molecule: messenger RNA, 399 nt
Organism: Penicillium soppii
Lineage: Eukaryota; Fungi; Ascomycota; Eurotiomycetes; Eurotiales; Aspergillaceae
Exons: 2
Coding region: 1-399 (132 amino acids)
Source: RefSeq, a predicted model, not a curated record